AGGUUGCCCCACAAGAUCCGGAAGCUGCACUCGGCGCUGGAGCGGAUGUUGGACCCCUCGUGGAACCACCGUGUGUAUCGCCUGGCCGUGGCCAAGAUGAGCCCCCCCCUCAUCCCCUUCGUGCCCCUGCUCCUCAAAGACAUGACGUUCAUCCACGAGGGGAACCGCACGUGGGCCGAGAACCUCAUCAACUUUGAGAAGAUGCACAUGAUGGCAAAGACCGCGCGGGUCCUGCAGCGCUGCCGCGGCCACGCCCACCCCCCGCUGUCCCCCCUGAGGAGCCGCUCCCCCCCCCCGGCAGGAGGAUCCCAGGGCCGUCAGGAUCUCCACGU
Messenger RNA from Neopelma chrysocephalum (saffron-crested tyrant-manakin), 332 nucleotides. RefSeq names its product rap guanine nucleotide exchange factor 3-like. NCBI's taxonomy places the organism in Eukaryota, Metazoa, Chordata, Aves, Passeriformes, Pipridae. Gene Ontology annotation, cellular component: plasma membrane. The transcript is spliced from 5 exons. The annotation marks the transcript as partial. Gene Ontology annotation, biological process: positive regulation of GTPase activity; Ras protein signal transduction. Gene Ontology annotation, molecular function: guanyl-nucleotide exchange factor activity. The record is from RefSeq and is a predicted model, not a curated record.